AUGGCUCAACAAAAAUCAAUUACAUUUUUCUUUAAAAAAAAACGUGAAAUAUCGGAAGUAGAGGAAAAUGAUGAUGUAAAGGAGCCUGUUGCUACUACACCAAAACGAAUUAAAACAGCAUCUAAUACACCAGUAGCAUCACCUUUACGAAUUUCUCAAUCAAAUUCCAAUGUUAAUUCACCUAAUUUAUCAAAAACUGAAGAAGAAAAACGUUUAGCUGAACGUGUAGAAAAUAAUCGAAUUUUAGCAAAAAUGAAACUUGAAACUAAAACAACACGUGGACUCGUUGUUGAUGUGGGUAUAUCAUGGUAUAAAGCAUUUGAAAAAGAAUUUUCUAAAGAUUAUUUUCAAAAGUUAGCAAAUUUUAUUGCUGAUGAACGAGAAAAAGGUGUUACAAUUUAUCCACCACCACAUCAUGUUUUUACAUUUACACGUAUGUGUGAAUUAAAUGAAGUUAAAGUUGUUAUUCUUGGACAAGAUCCAUAUCAUGGACCAAAUCAAGCACAUGGUCUAUGUUUUUCAGUACGAAAAAAUGUUCCACCACCACCAAGUCUACAAAAUAUGUAUAAAGAAUUACAAGCUGAUAUACCUGGUUUUGUUAUUCCAAAUCAUGGUACAUUAUCUGGUUGGGCAAGACAAGGUGUUUUAUUACUCAAUGCUUGUUUAACUGUUGAAAGAAAUAAAGCUAAUUCACAUAAAGGAAAGGGAUGGGAAAAAUUUACAGAUGCUAUUAUUCAAUAUCUUAAUGAUCGUUCAGCUAAUAUUGUUUUCUUACUUUGGGGUAGAGAUGCUCAAAAUAAAGGAGCACGAAUUGAUAAAAAUCGUCAUCAUGUUUUAACAGCUGCUCAUCCAUCACCAUUUUCAGCUUAUAAUGGAUUUAUGGGUUGUAAACAUUUUUCUAAAACAAAUGCUUUUCUUAAAGCUUCUGGUCUUGCUGAAAUUAAUUGGGCAAAUUUACCAUCGGAAGAUGAAAUGCCAUUUGAUUAA
Rotaria sordida is the source of this 987-nucleotide messenger RNA. The record is from the annotation of a GenBank genome assembly. NCBI's taxonomy places the organism in Eukaryota, Metazoa, Rotifera, Eurotatoria, Philodinida, Philodinidae.